GCCAGUCAUUCUAGGCUGAGAGAGGGAGGAGUGCCCCCUCCGGCUCGGACCUCUCAUACUUCUGGGGAAAAGUGGGGCGCGGUAGUGGGGGAAGGGAAGAAGAUGUUACCCCCCCGAGGCGUCCCUGACUCGCCUAACCCCGAAAAGCGGACAUGGCUCCUGGCGCCAUCGGGUCCGCCAACCCCCUAAUGGGGGAAGUGGGAGAAGAAAGGGGAGGGGUCGCCCCGCCCCCUGUUGCUGAGGGGGAAGCGGGUUCCCGGCUCUCGGAGAUGGGAAUAGUAAUGAGAGAGACAGGAGCAUUGGAGUGGCUGCCCGGAGCACAGCACCGUGCGCUAGCUACUCAGUAGUAUUACCCCUCAGGGAGUGAGGACCCCUCGAGGUAACUUCUGUGCAUCUGCAACAAAACGGUGGGCCCCGUCCCAAAGUCCUUAAUAUCUACAUACCGAGAUCCAAAAGCUGGGUGCAACGAGGAGGUUGGAGAAACACAUGGUAACAGUUAAAGGAUAACGUGACAUUAUUGGCCCACUGGGAGGAUUUGAGGACUGGCACUGGCCCUAAGGAAACCAUUUCAGACGUGUCAUUCCUACACAGUGUAUAUAAACUGAUGAAGAGAUGGUUUUUACAGGAGGCUUGAGAUCUCUUCUUCCCCUUGCAGUCAGAAGUCUAAUUCGAUUCAACAAACUCAAUAUAAGUAAUACUUCUGGAAUGGCUGAGGGCUAUAAACAGGCAAAUGUUGUGAUUUUGCACAAAUCCCUUGCUGAUGACUUUGAAAAGUUUUGCCAUGCAAAUGAUGGACCUCUCCCGCUGCUGUACAGAAGUAAACCAGGUGAAUGGAAAUGUCCUUCUCUGAGCAGCAAUUCUAAUAUCAAAACUGAUUGCCUGCAAUACAGGAUAUAUGAGUAUGGAGCUUGUACUGGCACUUUGACAAGUCUAAAGGAUUAUUUUGAUCAGCUUAAAGACAUGGUGACUUUUUACUUAGGCUGCAGCGACUCAUUUGAAAAGGCAGCCCACAAGGUUGGUGUUCCUCUAAGGAACGUUGAGCAGAAAUGCAACGUAAGCAUGUACAAGACAGAUAUGCCUUGCUGCAGAGUUGCUAGUUUUUGCUGCAAUUUAGUGGUCACAAUGAGACCGAUUCCUGAAGACAAGUUAGAAGCAGUUGUGGAAGCUACUUAUCCAUUGAAAGACUCACAUGGAGCACCAGUUCACAUUGGUAACCCUGGCCUAUUAGGAAUCCAAAACCUUUCCAGCCCAGACUAUGGAGAUCCAGUUCAGCCUCACCCUCAGGAUGUUCCAGUGUUUUGGGCCUGCGGAGUAACAGGGGUGGAAGCAGUCAGCAACUGCAAGUCUCCACUGGCUUUUACACAUUCUCCUGGGUGCAUGUUUAUUACUGACCUGAAGAAUGAAGAUGCUCCAGUUCAUAACUCUAAAGAAAUCCCCAAGGUCCACUGCAUUUCUCAAAAUCCUUUGCAUUAUAGCAUUGCAUCAGAAACAGCUGUGCAAAAGAUAAGAGAGCUAGAAAGCCUAAUUGGAGUAGAUCCAGGAGACCGGGGCGUGAAACAUUUGUGCUGCCAGGAUGAGCUGCUGAAGACUUGCCUCUCCCUUUCACAUGCCCGAUCAGUGCUGAUAACCACUGGAUUUCCUACUCACUUCAACCAUGAGCCACCUGAAGAGAAUGAUGGACCUCCAGGAGCCAUUGCUAUGGCAGCCAUGUUGCAGAGCUUGGAGAAAGAUGUUGUUAUAGUAACAGACCAGAGAGCCAUGGGUUUGAAUAAAAAGAUUAUUGAGGAUGCUGUUCAGCAAGGGGUACUGAAGACACCAGUGCCUCUAUUGAGUUAUCAGGGAGAUGCUGCAGAGUCAGCUUUGAUGUUUUUGUGUGAGAAUGGGAAUCUUGAAAGACCCAGAUUUGAUCACCUGAUAGCAAUAGAACGUGCAGGGAUGUCUGCUGAUGGCAAUUAUUACAAUGCAAGGAAAGUCAAUAUUAAGCAUCUAAUGGAUCCCAUAGAUGAACUGUUUGUAGCUGCACAUAACAUCCCUGGAGUCACAACAACAGGCAUUGGGGAUGGAGGAAAUGAACUUGGAAUGGGAAAAGUAAAAGAAGCUGUAAGGAAGCACAUAAAAAAUGGAGAUGUUAUAGCUUGUGACGUUGAAGCUGAUUUCGCUAUUGUAGCCGGGGUCUCUAACUGGGGAGGCUAUGCUGUUGCUUGUGCUCUGUAUAUCCUCAACACCUGUGAAAUACACGAUCGCUAUCUGAGGAAAGCUAUUGGGUUCCCCAGAUUGUCCAAGAAGGCAAACUGGGCAUCAGCACUUCCAUCCAUUACUAAGGAAGAAAAGUUACUGAAGACACUUAUACAGCAUGGAGUCCGUAGUGGAAUAACUGCCAGUCUCAAAAUGGAAGUGGAUGGACUGCCCUUCUACAAUAUACACUCAGUUAUGAUUGAAAAACUUCUGGACCAGAUACCGUGAUGCCUUUUCCCUAACCAUUUCUAAACUCUAAAGUUUCUAUUAGAGUAUCUCUCCACCCCCAAUCUAACAACAAGGUAUGGAAGACCAGAAAAGGCUUGAAAGUACUUAUAUGGCCUCCAUCACUAGUGUCUGAGCACCUCACAAUCAUUAAUGAUUAUCCUUCUAACUUUGCUGUGAAAUAGGGAGGUUUCAUUAGCCCCAUUUGGCAGAUUAAGACAUGAGAGAUGGAGAGAUUAAAUUAUUUAAUCAAGAGUCUGACACAGACCUGAAUGCAGCUCUCAAGAGUCCCAGGCUCCUGCCUUCACCACAAGCCCAUCUUUCCUGUUUGAUAAGCAUAAAACUCUUAGUUAUAAUGACUCACUCAGACAAUCUAUGGCCUUAUAUAGUAAAAGGUGACCCGUGUUUCAUGAAAAAAUCAAGUGUCUCUUUCCAUUAAAUGCAGAAGUGUUG
Mauremys mutica (yellowpond turtle) is the source of this 2913-nucleotide messenger RNA. It is a transcript of the gene DGLUCY, whose product is annotated as D-glutamate cyclase. Bases 613 to 2463 code for a protein of 616 amino acids. The transcript has 15 exons. Gene Ontology annotation, molecular function: D-glutamate cyclase activity. NCBI's taxonomy places the organism in Eukaryota, Metazoa, Chordata, Testudines, Geoemydidae. Gene Ontology annotation, biological process: glutamate metabolic process. The record is from RefSeq and is a predicted model, not a curated record.